This is a messenger RNA of Chara braunii, 1953 nucleotides long. The record is from the annotation of a GenBank genome assembly. NCBI's taxonomy places the organism in Eukaryota, Viridiplantae, Streptophyta, Charophyceae, Charales, Characeae.
GCGGUGUGUCCGUGCAGGUGGACAUGCAAGAGUAGUAAACGAUAAGAAGAGGACACGCUCACGAAUUCUGUGUGUGCGAUGUUAGUCCGGUUGCGACGACGGGCAGUGGUGUAGCGAGUGCUGCGUGUGUUGUGCCGGUGCAUCGGCCAUGGUGCUGUCAGCGCACGACUUGUUGCUGUUCGCCUACACAUGCAUGACAGUGUGGGCGGUGGGAGUCGACGUGUGCGCCGUGUUCUCACGGCUGUGCAGGUCUGUGUUCCGGGCGUGGAUGACAGUGUGGGUGGUGGGAGCCGUCGUGUGCGCCGUGUUGUCACGACUGUGCAGGUCUGUGUUCCGGGCCCGGAGCCUUCGUCGGCGUCGCUCUUCAUCGUCCGCAGAGAUGGAUGUGCGAAUGGGCAAUGGCGGUCGUCAUUCUGACCUGCCUAUACAGCAGGGCAUGCCGUGCGUCCAGGACCUCAACGCUUGUCCCGUCGCCGGCAUGGCACAAGGGUUGUGCUUCGAUGGCACGCCAUCAUCGGAGGUUCAUUCACAUCUCCGACAGCUGCCGGACCUUCAUGUGGGGCUUCGUGGUGGACGCGCUGCCCGUGUGGACGGCGAUUACGGCUGCGCGUCAGUGGGGGUUGAUCGGCGACUUCACGAGAACCGGCACCGCUACGGCAACGACGGCAGCCGCAGCCAUGGCGAUCAGCAGUCCACGCACGACACCCUUCUGCGAUCGGGCGGCCGGUAUGUUCUCGGCCAGACACAGAAUGAGCAGUCCUCCCUGUUUGCACACAGCGAGCCGAUGGUUAACACGGCGGAACCGUUGGGCGCCGUGUACAAUGCGUCGUCUCAGCAGUCUUCGAGUAAUGUCCCGCUCGGCACGGCUCGUGGAAGCACAGGGCCGACCGGUGAUGACACCCGGGGAGGAGCACUGCGCACCAAUCGAGGUGCAACACAGUUGUCCGGUCCAUCGACCGCUGCAACGCCCAGGUCCGAUGCACGUGAUUCGCGAGGCAAGGCUGCUGAAACCGCGAAGGAACGGCGUCGAACACCGUCGAAGGUCGGAAAUCCGAAGCAAGCGGCAGCAAACUUGCUGUCAGGUCUCAUGGUUGCCGGGAGUACUGAAGUCGACGACAACACAGACGAUGAAGAUGCUGAAGAGCCUGAAGCGGCCAAGGGGAAGCGUCGCAGGAAAUGCACAAAGGCCGAUAACUUUAGCGAGGAAGAAUGUAUCGCUCUCGUACAUGUCAAGGGGGAGUAUGACAUAGAGAUGGAGAGGACAUUGGUAGGGGUGGGUGGGAAAGCGAAAUCGAAGGAAGCAAAGUGGGGGAACAUUGUGGAGAGGCAGAGGGCGAACGGGGUGAUCAAGAAGCUGGACGAUGUCAAACGAAAGUGGGAGAAUUUGAAGUCCGCGUAUAACCGCGUCUCCUUCCACAACAGGAUGAAGUCGGGAUCGAAGAACUUCUUCGAAAUGUCUACGAGCGAGCGCAAGGCAGAUAACAUCCAUAUGUUCAUCAGGGAAGAGGUCUACAAGGUGACGGAUCAGUACUAUCACGAUGAUCCUUCGGCUAUGUCGAAGCACAUUCUUGAUUCGGGGAACCCGAUCGAGGAGGACUUCGGCGCUGCACCAUCAAGAAGCCCUGCCGACACCAGCGCUGGCAGCGAAUCCAUUGCCGCAGCUGCACGAGCUGGCGCAGCUAGGAGAAGAACCAAUGCACGUGCCGGUGCCAUGACGGAGUUGAAAAGCAUGCUUGUGGAUUACAGUAACCUGACGGGAGAAGCGGCGCGCUGUCAUCCAUCCGUUAACCACCCGCACCCGAGUAUGCAGUUCACCRAAYGGGAUGUACCUAACAUUGACAAUGYKYAYGGCUAAACUGCAUGGGAACCGUCCAUGCUAUUGCACAGUAAGGCRGAUGCCAUUUCAUGUUACCGCCUUCCCGGAAAUCUACAAAAUCAAUGCCACAGUCAUGA